Trichophyton rubrum CBS 118892 is the source of this 3649-nucleotide messenger RNA. RefSeq lists its product as uncharacterized. The record is from RefSeq and is a predicted model, not a curated record. The transcript has 2 exons. Bases 1959 to 2594 code for a protein of 211 amino acids. Lineage: Eukaryota; Fungi; Ascomycota; Eurotiomycetes; Onygenales; Arthrodermataceae.
UUUACUUGUGCUGCUCUACUCUGCUUUGCCUCUGUUUAUUUUUACCCCAUUCACCGUUCCCCCCUUUUAUACUUUCCUCGUCUAUCGCAUUUUAUUUUUUAUCUUCUCGUCGCCUUGUGGCAGUUACCUCCAUGCUAUGUCAUUUUGUCCAAUUCUUUCACACACCGACACCUACCUCCGCUCAUUCCUAUGCAUGUCGAGCUGCGGAUCCUUGUGAGAGGCUGACAGAAGCGCCCUGGCCCUUUCUAUCCCGCACCGCAAUCUGGGAUACCUCGCCCUCACCAAAGCAGAUCGCAUUGCCUCUCUCUUAAUAUCCUAAAGUUGCGCCGUCUUGCAAAUAUUUGUUUUUUGCAUACCUAUUUCUGUCCUGCCUGUACCCGGAUUGUCUCCUGCGUUUGCUUUCGCCCCUUUCUUUUCUUUUCAGCGCUCGCGUCCCAUUAGUAUCACUUCUCGCUACCAGUCAUCCUUCGGAAGCUGGAGUCCCACGUUUCUGAAAGGGGGGCCCGCCAAACGCAGGAUACAACAAAAGGAAUAAGCUCACAAGCAAAGGGAGACACCUAGAGGUUGGUCAGCCUCUAUUAUUAUUGGAGGGCAGCGGGUGCAUGGAGGUGGGUGAAUUCUGACAGAUAAGGGACGGACGCUAGGGAGCGUGCGUUGUGGCGUAGCAUACAUGACCACAGCACAGAGUCUGGCCUGUUUCGAAACAUACUGCGAUACCCUUCUGAGAUUGUGAACAUAUUGCCCUUCUUACCGGCAAUGCUACCGUAUAUUAUGUGUUCUGUGGAAGGCCAACUUUUGUUUUUAAUCGGCUACACCCUACUCAAAAGCCCCUUCCAUCCACAUCUGAUUCAUAUUAAAAUUUUAAGGCUUCGGUCUCGUCAAAUCUUCCAAAUUUCUCAACUUCAUAGACCUCACUUCUUUUUGCCUUUGUUGGAGGAUGGUUCCUUUCCCUCCCAUUUCGACUGUUGCCGCACCUACGUUUUAACUAAUAUCCUUCUGCCUCUUCUACGAAAUGGCACCGCCACCCGUUGAAACCCCUCCAAAAUCUCAGCUCACGCUCGGUCUGGAGGUCGAGUUCUAUGCUGCUCUCAAGGCUUCUACUUUCAACCAUAUUCUCUUCCAUAAUUGCAUUGCAAGCCUGUUAGGUGAACGACUACGACAACUGCGACUAUCUGGUCCCGAUGGCUUCGGCUCCAAAUUCAAGGUUGUUGUCAAGUCAAAGAAAUACCCUUGUGACGCCAAAUAUAUAGACUACGCCCAAUGGACUCUGACUACAGAUGCUACGGCACAACCCCAGAGUCCAGAAUGGUUUACAGGUUGUGAGUAUUCCCACAUUCCGUUAUCCUGGCCUUUUUUUUCGGUUAAGGGGCAAAUCUGGAUCUGAAUGGGCGUUUGGACUAAUAAUGGUUAUAUUAGACGAAUGUCAGCCCAUAGAAAUUAUAUCUCCCCCAUAUUGGGCACGCACGACCCACUGGGAAAAUGAUCUUCAACGGAUAUUUUCUUCUAGGAUGGGCCGGUAUAAUCCCAUCUCCGCGAGAGAGCUAAAGCUAUACUCUGAGUUGAACAAUACCACCAGCAUCCAUGUGCACGUCGGCAACGGAGUUGACCCAGGUUCCUCCUUUCCGUUCCACACAGUACGGAACUUGGCAAUGAUUCUAUUAGUAUAUGAACCAGCCUUGGAUCGAUUGCUCGAUGCUAAAUUAUACCCUCCCCCUAUUCUCCUUGGCAACCGCGAUCACUCUCAGGAUGUAAGUCAUGGACCUCCUUGUCUUUCGCUGGCAGUCAGCCGUCUAGUCUAGAAACAAAGAGUGACAUUAAACCUCAAUUAGCCCGAAUCCAUUUCCUCUAUUGAGACCCCUUACUUUCAGCCUCCAAACCUACCGGCACAGUCCCCAAGAAGGGUAUUAGCCCGUCAUCUCUUUAAUACAUGCACGGACAUUCGAUCAGUAAUCCGGGCGAUGAGUCCACUACCACCAGAUGAAACUUCAACUCCAGAUUGCCCGUGGUAUUACAAGUUCAAUUUCAAUCCAUUACUUGACUCUCUAGAUAUACCACCGCCGGUACUUUCUGACCCCGAGCCUGAACCAACGCCUGAAGUGAGGGUUGGGAAGGAGACGUCGAACGGUCAUGCUGGAUCAACUAUGCCAGCUCUCCCAUCUGAGCCGCAAUCACCGCCUCAGCCCAAGUCAUCUCCACCCCCUAAACGGAAAUCUCCGACUAUUGAGUUUCGGCAGCAGAUUGGAACUUUGGACCCAGACACGAUGGUCUUCUGGAUUAGGUUUCUAACGGCUUUGGUGGAGUUCUCUAGCAAACUUACGGACCGGGCGGUUGUUGAGUUCCUUGGACUGGAGGACAUCGAUAUCGAGUAUUUUCCACCUACGGAUGAGGACCCGCCUAUGGAGGAUGAGGAACGGAUUCCAUAUGUUACUAUUCGACCACCUACCGAUCCUUCCAUUUCCCUCUCAGCCCUCGCGCUACUCACAAGCAUGCAGCCCAUCGGAUCCCUUGCACGUCUCCUCACCGCUAUGGAAUCCGUCAACAUAGACCUUGACUCCGAAAACACUCGGCAUUGGAAGCGCAAGGUCUCACCAUAAAAAUUACAUUGACAAACCACUGCCUGACAGCUCCCUCAGACCAAUUCGGCUUUUCGGCUCGCUCUUUCGGGCUGGAAUUUUUUCAUUGGGAUGAUACUCUCGCUGGACAUCACCAAGGAAAGGUGAAAUUUCUGGAAUAACAACCCAUACCAACUAUGUCUCAUGUUAGUUUUCUUUCUGUUGCUCCGGAAACCCAAGGGAAACAAGCUGGAGUAUCCUCUGGCAACACAGCUCAGAUCCAGUAGGAUAUCUAAAUGCUUGGUGUUAGUCCAUCAAUGGAAAACAUUCAACGCUGAACGUGGAUUGAAACUUGGCACCAAACAUCCUGAUAUAGACACAGGUCUGCCAACUGUUGAAAUGUUGCGUGUGCAAUUUUCUAGAGACAGUCUUGACUAUACCCGAUACCCCUAGCAAGUUUGAAGCUACCCAGCAGAAGGCAAAAAAUAUUGAAAAUCAGAAAAAUAUUACGCCAAACUCAAUGAUAUUCCGAUGCCUUUUUAGGACUGGCAUCUCUGAAUAUGAGCUUGGUAAUGAUGAAUGCCGUGCAUUUAAUGUUUACAUCACUCCUCACACUACUGUCUUGCUGGCCUGAUAUCUUUCUUUUUGAUGGCGUAGCUAGUCAUCUUACAAUAUUAGUGAGUUAUGAUGCAGCCACUCGUUUUGGUACGCGGCAACCCACUAUUGAGUGAAAUUAUUGUCUGUUUUUUAACACGAAAGGAGGACUUCGGAUCUGAUAAUGAUGUGACUCUUGGCUUUUGUUUAGUUAGAAAUAUCAUCAACGUUCGGCUUUGUCGCUCACCACUCCUAGACUCGUACAUAUGAAUUUAAUGAGGUGCAUAAUAGAGGGUUGAUUUUUUCCCGCACCUCCGAUUUUGCUUUCUUCAAUUUCCAUUACCUAGGUAGUUAUAGUUAUGUUUGUAUAUAUAGAUCUUAUUUUUUUAUUUCCUUUUACUAGCACAUACCCUCCAUUGAUGAUUUAUACUCUCCCUUUUCAUAUAGUGCGCCUUCAUCCCAUCAAGCGCAAAAUUGUUUGAUACCCGAUAGUCUGUUCCUUG